This is a messenger RNA of Diorhabda sublineata, 2780 nucleotides long. Its product is annotated as UDP-N-acetylglucosamine transporter. The record is from RefSeq and is a predicted model, not a curated record. Gene Ontology annotation, cellular component: Golgi membrane. Gene Ontology annotation, molecular function: UDP-galactose transmembrane transporter activity. The transcript is spliced from 6 exons. Lineage: Eukaryota; Metazoa; Arthropoda; Insecta; Coleoptera; Chrysomelidae. Gene Ontology annotation, biological process: pyrimidine nucleotide-sugar transmembrane transport. Bases 170 to 1162 code for a protein of 330 amino acids.
AUUCAAAAUAAACAAAACAAAAACUGACAUAAUACAAAUGGAUUUAAUCAUACCAAAAUGAGACGUGUCAACGUGUAAGGAAAAAUACAUUUCGAUUUAGUUACUGAAUAAAACUCCCCCUUUAACAAGCAGUGCCGCGAGUACAGAAGAAUCUUCUGAUUCAAUUAAAAUGCAGAAAAAGUCUGAAACAAACUCUACUCUGAAAUAUAUUAGUUUAAUAACAUUAACUCUUCAAAAUGCGGUGUUGGGACUGAGUAUGAGAUAUGCUAGGACAAGAGAAGGAGAUAUGUUUUUGUCGUCCACAGCUGUGCUGAUGGCUGAAGUAGUUAAACUUGCUACUUGUAUAGUCAUUGUAUAUGUAGAAGCAGGGGGUGUAGUGAAAUUAUUUUAUACAAUAGAUCAACAAAUUAUUAAACAACCCACUGAUACUCUCAAGAUAUGCGUUCCUUCUUUUGUAUACCUUGUCCAAAAUAAUUUGUUAUAUUUAUCAGCUUCGCAUCUAGAUGCUGCCACAUAUCAGGUAACUUAUCAACUAAAAAUUCUCACAACAGCUAUGUUUUCUGUGUUGAUAUUAAAACGGCAACUUCAUCGUACUCAGUGGAUAUCUCUUCUUACUUUAAUAACAGGAAUAGUUCUUGUUCAGUUAGCUCAGUCAGAUGAUAAGAAGAUUAUUACAAAUGGCAUUGAGCAAAAUCAUUUUGUUGGUUUCAUGGCGGCAUUCGCGGCCUGUUGUCUAUCAGGAUUUGCUGGGGUUUACUUUGAAAAAAUGCUCAAAGGUAGUGAUGUCACUGUUUGGAUAAGAAAUGUUCAACUUUCCUUUUGUUCAAUACCAUUCGGUUUGAUUUCAUGUUUCUUAUAUGAUGGAAGAGUGAUAAGAGAAAACGGAUUCUUCUUUGGUUAUGACAAAUUUGUAUGGUAUCUUGUAGUGUUACAAGCCACAGGUGGAUUAAUUGUUGCCAUUGUGGUGAAAUAUGCUGAUAAUAUAUUGAAAGGGUUCGCUACAUCUUUAGCUAUAGUUAUAUCAUGUAUUGCUAGUAUGUAUAUUUUCGAUUUUGAAUUAUCCUUGCAGUUUGCUUUAGGUGCAGGAUUUGUAAUAUUUUCCAUAUUUUUGUAUGGAUACGUUCCUAAGAAACCAGAUAUUUCUUUAACAUAUAAAGUUUAGUGUUUCUUUUAAACUAAUGUUUGUGUCAACAUAAAAGGGAAGAGAUAUAUUUUUAUUGGCUUUUAAUAUUAGGAAGACAGUAUGGAUUUAAUGUCAUACCCAAAGGUUUAGCUGAAAAAAAAAACGAAUUUCCUCCCUGUUUUAGAUAGUUAUGUUAAUCUAGUCUGUGAUGAAAUUCCAUAUUUGUAAAAAUAGUAAUUUAUUUUGUAGUUGUUCUCAAGAUUAAUUACUAAUAUGUUUUCAACUAAGACAAUUCCAUUAUUAGUUUACCAGUUUUUAGUUUAUUUAUUUUUUAGUGACAUAACUCAUUUUUUAAAAGUCUUUGAAUAUAUUGAUUUAUAGCCAGACUAACAAAUGAAAUGCUUUUUCAAUCUAUAAACAUAAAGCAAUGAUCGAUUAACAUAAUCUUGACAGGCAUUGAUACAAGUAUGAUUAUACUUAGAAAAAAUAUGACAUAAUAAAUUUAUAGAAAAUGUACUUAACGUAGAUACAUACCAUAAUCAUAAAAAUUAUGUACAGUUUCAAGCCUUAAGUCCCCAGUUGAAAACUUUAACUAAUACUGGGAUGGAGUAAGCAUUUAAUAUUUAUACGUUAUCAACUUUUUAAGAAAAAAAAAACGAAAUUUAAUAAUGAAAAAUGGUGGAAAAGCUGCAAGUGUUAGAUAUCAUCCCCGAACACGAUCCUCCAAAUUCUUCAAAACAUAAGAUAAAUUAUAUUUCAACAAAUAUAUUUGUUGCAAAAAAAAGGGAAAAUGCGCAUAAAUUGUCGAUUAAAAGCAGUUAUUCAAUAAAAACACCACAAUUCCAGAAUUAUAUACACCAGAGAUAUCUGAAGAAUGCUGCUCUCAAUGGUGGUGUACUCGUAGGAAAGGUGAUCUAAUAUUUUUGUUAUGAGACUUAGUAUUUGUUGACCUGGGGGAAAUAAAUAAUACCUAAUAACAAAGCUUAUGCUCUAGAAAGAGAGGUCUCUUCUAUUGUGUUCAUUGUUUUCUAAAUUAAAUUGUUAUCACAUCGUUCCAUUUUUUUUUAUAUUUAUCUGUUUUUUUUUGUUGUCUUGCUUGCCAAACUUUCUUUACUUAUCUUGAAUUGCCCAUUCUGUACAUGUCCCCACCAAAUGACUGGUAUUACUCGAAGUUCUUCUCUAACACUAUCAUUUCUAAUUCUAUUCUCUCUUGUUACUUCAUUUACUCUUAUUAAAUAUUUUAUAUCUUUACUUUUUUUGUUGCUUUUGGGGUUUUCUUGUCACUUCUCUGUUAUUUAUGAAUCCGUUGACUAGAGCAGUGUUUCUCAACUGAAUUUACUCCAAGACCGGUAAAAUAUUUCGGCACGUUUGCGCGUACCGGUAAUAUUAAUAAUUCGACCCAAUGCACAAUUUUUCACAAAGAUAAAUCAUGAAGACAUACAUAAUUUUGAAAGCAUUUUGUUUGUUAUAAUUUACAUUUGUAUAUUCAACUUACUUAAUAUUGCACCAAAACUUAAUUAAAAUUCCAAGAAAAUUCUAACGUGAAUGAUAUAUUUAUGUUUUUUUUAAUUAAUAUAUUAGCCAAAACAACAAUGAGUCGAAAUGUGAACAACGUAAGUAGAUACCAAAUAAGCAAAAAAUAAUUUACCAAAAUAAA